Messenger RNA from Salvelinus namaycush (lake trout), 1904 nucleotides. Its product is annotated as tripartite motif-containing protein 35-like. Gene Ontology annotation, molecular function: protein binding. The record is from RefSeq and is a predicted model, not a curated record. Lineage: Eukaryota; Metazoa; Chordata; Actinopteri; Salmoniformes; Salmonidae. The transcript has a single exon. The coding region runs from base 204 to 1484 and encodes 426 amino acids.
UGAAAAUAGAUUUUCACUCUCUUUCACUUUCACUCUCACUGCGAUACACAACUGGAUUUUUUUCUCCUUACAAAUACCAAGAGACUCAACAAUUACAAGGAUAUACCAUCUAAACGGUAAAUUCUAAGCGCAGCUGUUAAAAGUGAAGGUUGUAAAGUUGAUCAAAGUUUAUUGACUGUAGUUAAGUUUCUGGAUAAUCUACAAUGGCAACUCCUGCUUCUGUCCAUGAGCUGCUGCUGGACACCCUGGAUAGCUUGGUCUUAAGCGAGCUGAAGAGAUUUCAGUAUCUACUGACUAAGAACAUGUUAGAUGGCCGGUUUCCUAUUCCUAAGAGCUGUCUGGAGAACGCUGACAGGGAGGACACCGUGGAGAAGAUGGUCAGCGCCUACUGCCAUGAAGGAGCAGUGAAGAUCUCACUGACGAUCCUGAGGAAGAUGGACCAGAAUGAUCUUGCUAUGAAGCUGGAGAGAGGCACUCUAGAAGAGGUGCCAGCACUGAAAAAGACUGUGUUUGAUCAAAAGGAAGAACUGAAAUCCAAUUUAGAGAGUCUUCGAAAGAAUCAAGAAAAGUACAAAAGCAUGGAGGUCCACAUUAAGAAGCAACGUGCGGACGCAGAGAGGCAGAUGAGGGAGCAGUUUGAAAAGUUCCACCAGUUUCUGAGAGAGGAAGAAGAGGCCAAACUGGUUGCGCUCAGGGAGGAAGAGGAGCAGAAGGGCAGGGCUAUCGUCAGCGAGAUGGAGAGAAUUCUCAAGCAGAUCUCUUCUCUUGAACAGGACCUGCAGAAAGACGACCGCACAUUCCUUGUGAGCUACAAAUACACCCAGAACAGCACACUGCCGGGUACACAGCAGGUCUCAGGAGUGCUUAUUGACAUGGCCAAACACCUGGGAAACCUGCAGUUCAGAGUGUGGGAGAAGAUGAAGGAGAUAGUCCAAUACACUCCUGUGAUUCUGAACCCCAACACUGCAAACCGCUGGCUCUCCGUGUCUGAUAAUCUGACCAGUGUGAGAUUUAAUAACAUAGGUCAGCAAAUCACUGACAACCCAGAGAGGUUCGCACAGUAUGCCAAGGUUCUGGGCUCAGAGGGCUUCAGCUCAGGGAAGCACAUCUGGGAGGUGGAGGUGGGGGACCAUCCUGAGUGGAAUCUGGGCGUAGCUAAAGAGACCAUUGAUAGGAAGGGGGAGAUUCUUGCUUCACCAGGUUAUGGAAUCUGGGCUAUACUGAACAGGAAUGGUGUGUAUCAAAGUGGAAAGGGUGAGCCCCUUGCUUUUGAGAAGCUGAAGAGGAUCCGAGUGCAGCUGGACUUCACCAGUGGGGAGGUGUCCUUCUACGACCCCAAAGAUAUGACACACAUCUAUACUCAUAAAGACACGUUUGCUGAGAGACUGUACCCAUACUUUCUUGUUGGACUGGCUGGUGGUGCCAACAACCCUGAUAUACAUAUCUGCCAAUCAGAGGUGUCUCUGACAGUAAUGGCAUCUUAGUGAGGCAUGUGAUCACAUCUUACGAUUGAAACUUAUAAAAAUGAAUUCAAAGGCUAGAAUCUUGCGCAGAAAAAAAUACCAUUUGGGAUAAUGAUUUGAAAUAAUGCCUUGAACAGAACAGUAAUUGAAGAAAAAAAAAAUAUAUAUAUAAUUUAUGUUUAGCUAAUCCUCGUCUGUGAGACUUGUGGUGUUAAUCGUAGGGGCUCGAUUCAAUCCAUUUUGCUGAAGUUCAGUGCCAUAUGAAAUUUAAAGGUAAUUUCCAAUUGAGCCGGGAUAUGCAGCUUUUACCGUGAAUGCAGUGUCCGCGACCGCGAAAAAAUUGCCUUUACAUUUCAAUCACUCUAUAGAACUGAACUUCAGCGAUACGGAUUGAAUCAAGCCCUAGUUCUGAUGUGAAUAAAGUUGAUUGAAAAAAUUUGA